Molecule: messenger RNA, 3497 nt
Organism: Hippocampus comes (tiger tail seahorse)
Lineage: Eukaryota; Metazoa; Chordata; Actinopteri; Syngnathiformes; Syngnathidae
Gene: thsd4
Product: thrombospondin type 1 domain containing 4
Exons: 17
Coding region: 394-3090 (898 amino acids)
Biological process (GO): proteolysis; extracellular matrix organization
Cellular component (GO): extracellular matrix
Molecular function (GO): metalloendopeptidase activity
Source: RefSeq, a predicted model, not a curated record
GCCAAUUGCAGCAUCCACAAGAGAAUUCAAAGGGUGCGGAUGGUUGUAUUCCAGCAGGGGGGGACAAAAGAGUCACUUUUCCUAACCGCGUGCGGUUCACAACAAGUCCUUCACAUUCAGUUUCUUCUGUGCGUAAAAGUCGCAAGCACCGGAGCACGGCGGGAUGACUUUUAGCUGUUCUGUGGAACUCCUCUUUUUAACGUGACUCGGAGUUUGAAUUCCAGGAUGUUUGUUUCACACGAUUCGACAGGUGGAUGUGGAAGUGAAAAGCGAGGGGGAAAAGUGGAAUAUGUGUUUUGCAGCUGCGCGAAAGUGGCGUUCAUGGAGACUGCGGAUUGGAACAUGUUGCCUUAGAAGUCCACUGGAGAUCAAGUGUACCAGGAUCACUCAAGAAUGCCAGGAGUCGACACGUGGAUUGUCAGGGAUGUGGUACUGUUUUUACUUCUCUUGGAGGCUGUGAGGUGUCAACACGCCGCACAUCACAGAAAGGUCCCCCAGAGGGCAGGGCCCCUGCUAGUCUCUGAAGCAGACAGUGGAGGAAUCCAAGGGUCCUGGGGUUCCUGGGGGCCCUGGUCGGCCUGUUCCCUGACAUGUGGAGGUGGCGUGCAGGAGCAGAGUAGACCAUGUCUGAAGGUCUACCUUCCCCUGCGUCCAGGCCUCGUCAUCUCAGCCUUGAGGCCUUCAGUUUCCAUCUAUCAGGAUGGCAGCCGUCAUGAAGGCAAUAGGAGACCAUCUGGUGGACGCAGGAGGAUCAGUGCCAUCGUCCCGGGCAGGUACGGCUAUGGAAGAGCUCCGUCGCAGGCUUCCGGAAGUGUCCGGCAGUUUCAACCUGACAGACAGAGACGGUCCGCUGUCCCCCUUCACGAUGGCUUCCGGUCCCACCACGGACCUCACACGGAGAGCCACUGGGCGCCCCUCUACCAGCCGGGCCAGAUGGAGUUUCCCUCGAGCGGGCAGGGUUCCCGAUCCCAGGAGCCGCAGCAACAACUGGAGCGACCCUACCAACCUCUCCCGGCUUCGUCUUGUGCGGGAGAAGUCAGUCGCCACAGAAUCUGCGAGCGUGAGGCUUGUCCCGCAUCCAGCAAACCCAUCAGAGCGGCUCAGUGUGCCACACACGACAAGAAGCCUUUCAUGGGUAGACUGUAUGGUUGGGAGCCUUUCAGCGAAGUUGCGGGAGACCAGGACUGCGAGCUCAACUGUCGAGCUGCCGGCUUUAGGUUCUACGUGCGACUAUCUGACAAGGUGAUUGAUGGCACGCCAUGCGGACCCAACAAUUCUUCUGUGUGUGUAGCAGGAAAGUGCACGAAUCCAGGCUGUGAUGGCUUCCUGGGCUCCGGGAAGGUGAUGGACAAGUGCGGCGUGUGCGGCGGUGACAACGCUACCUGCCGACUCGUUUCGGGAGUCUUCCGCCACUCUCUGACCAAGAUCGGCUACCAUAAGAUCGCUGAGAUUCCACCAGGAGCCACCAAGAUCAACGUCACGGAGAUGGCCAAGAGCCGCAAUUACCUUGCACUCCAAAGCCGCUCUGGUCGGUCCAUCGUCAAUGGCAACUGGGCUAUUGACCGGCCGGGCAAGUAUGAGGGCGGGGGCACUAUGUUCACUUACCGCCGACCCAAUGAGAUCAGCAGCACUGCUGGGGAGUCCCUCCUUGCCGAAGGGCCCACCAAUGAGAUCCUGGACAUUUAUUUGAUCUUCCAGCAGCCCAACCCAGGGGUUCACUACGAAUACGUGGUCGCCUCUGAGUCACCGCAAGGUAAACAAGACCCUCAGAGCGAGCAGCAAGUGGGGCACGACGAUUCCCAGCGGGCGAACUACGACCCGGCCGGCGAGGGGAGGUACCCGCCUCAUCGUCACGACAACCAGCCGCCACGCCGCCAACGGGAAUACGGCUGGAAGAUGGCCGGCACCGGCGAGUGCAGCGCCUCCUGUGGUAAAGGUUUCAGGUAUCCCAUCUUCCACUGCAUACACCGGCUGAAGCAGAUCCAGGUCCAGGACGCUUUGUGCGAUGACAGCAGUAAACCAGUGCCGCAGGAGGAAGCGUGCAACCUGCAAGCCUGUCCUGCAUUCUGGGACAUCGGUGAGUGGUCGGAGUGCAGCAAGACGUGCGGUCUGGGCACGCAACAGCGUCAGAUCCUGUGUCGCCAAACCUACGCCAACCGCACCCACAAUGUGCACGUCAGCCGCUGCGGGCACCUGCAGCGGCCCGAGACCUCCGGCACCUGCCAGACCAAGAUCUGCAGCGAGUGGCACAUCCGCUCAGAAUGGAGUGCCUGCUCGGUGCCAUGCGGACUGGGCCAGAGGUGGCGGGACGUCCGCUGCGUGAGCAACAUCGGCGACAACGUCCCCGACACGGAGUGUAACAUGAACCUGAGGCCGGCCCAUGUGGAGAACUGCGACAUGGGCGCCUGCGCCAAGAGCUGGUUCUACACAGACUGGGGCACCAAGUGUUCUGCUGAGUGCGGGAUGGGCGUACGAACGCGAGAUGUCUUGUGCUUGACCAAUCACAUCAGCAGCCUCCCUCUGGAGGGUUGCGGCAGCGAGCGACCUCCCGACUCUCAAGUGUGCGACACGGGCCCUUGCGACAAUGCCAUUGAGUGGUUCACCGGCCCCUGGAGCCAGUGUUCCGCAGAGUGCGGUGUGGGCAAGCAGGAGCGGGCGGUGGUGUGUCUCAUGAGGUCCCGAGACACGGUUGCCGUGGCGCCCCAGUACGAGUGCUCGUCGCUGGAAAGACCGCUUAGCCAGCAGAGCUGCAACGUGAAAGCGUGCGGAGCAAAGUGGUACUACACGGAAUGGAGCGCUUGCUCCAAAACAUGCGAGCGAGGAUUCCGUGUGCGUGAGGUGCGCUGUCUUUCCGAAGAUAUGCAGUCCAGCACCAGCUGUGAGGAGCGGCUCAAACCGGCCGAACGGGAAGACUGCAACCCCGAACCUUGUGUAUCUCAAAUCGACCAGCACUGCAAAGACGAGUACUUCAACUGCAACGUGGUGGUCCAGGCCCGCCUGUGCGUCUACGACUACUACAAGAAGACCUGCUGCGCAUCCUGCUCUCGCCACCCCCACAGACACUCCGUGGUCCACAAGGGGCGCAGCUAACACUCAUCGGGACAGGAAGUAAAAACAUUUGCAUGCGGCAAACAAUGAAAAUCCACUCAACAGAUGGCACCAAGUUGAGGAAAUGGCCUCUGUUAAUCUAUUCAAAAGUUCUGUCCACAUUUGUCGGGUGCGUUCUUUAAGACCUUUUGCGGUCUGGGUCCUUCGAAGGCUCCUGCUCGUGUAGCUUGCGUGGACCGCAUGAACUGUGGCGAAUUAGGCCUAGCCAAGAAGAAGAACGCCGUAGAAGAAAAGCAGAGCAAUGUAGACUACAAAAGUGUGCUUCGAAGCAAGCCUCAGGGCCCGUCUCCAUUGUGAAUUCGGACACUGGUGUGUGGUCGAGGCGCGUAGGAAAUUAUGCCUUUGACGGCUAUCCAAAUUCGUAGGCUGUGUAGCCUACAAAUUUGCAU